AGGCCCUUUGUACGUGCUCGGCGGCGUGCGAGCGCGCCCGGCACGUGACCCCGCCGAACGUGGCAUUGUGUUAUCACGUGACCCAGGUGCGUACGCGACGGAGCGGGGUGUGAAGAUGGCGGACGAAGAGGCCGAGCAGGAGAGGUUGAGUCGCGGCGGAGGCGGCUGCGUCGCGGAGCUGCAGCGCCUGGGCGAGCGGCUGCAGGAGCUGGAGCGACAGCUGCGGGAGAGCCGCGUGCCGGCCGUGGAAGCGGCCACGGAGUACUGUCAGCAGCUGUGCCAGACACUCCUUGAAUAUGCAGAGAAAUGGAAAACUUCAGAAGAUCCUUUACCUUUAUUGGAGGUAUACACAGUGGCUAUCCAAAGUUAUGUUAAAGCCCGACCUUAUCUUACCUCUGAAUGUGAAAAUGUAGCAUUGGUUCUGGAGCGCUUGGCAUUAAGCUGUGUUGAACUUUUAUUGUGCCUGCCUGUCGAGUUAUCAGAUAAACAGUGGGAACAGUUUCAGACACUGGUGCAGGUAGCUCAUGAAAAGCUGAUGGAGAAUGGCAGCUGUGAAUUGCAUUUUUUAGCUACUCUAGCUCAAGAGACUGGGGUGUGGAAAAACCCGGUACUGUGCACUAUUCUUUCCCAGGAACCAUUGGAUAAGGAUAAAGUGAAUGAAUUUUUAGCUUUUGAGGGUCCCAUCUUGUUGGAUAUGAGAAUUAAACAUCUAAUCAAAACCAAUCAGUUAAGUCAAGCAACUGCUCUAGCAAAGCUGUGUUCUGACCAUCCAGAGAUUGGUACAAAAGGUAGUUUUAAGCAAACUUACCUUGUUUGUCUUUGUACAUCAUCACCAAAUGAAAAGUUAAUGGAAGAGAUCUCAGAAGUUGAUUGCAAAGAUGCACUAGAAAUGAUCUGUAACUUAGAAUCUGAGGGUGAUGAAAAAAGUGCUCUUGUCUUAUGUACUGCAUUUCUAUCACGUCAGCUCCAACAAGGAGAUAUGUACUGUGCUUGGGAACUCACUCUCUUUUGGAGUAAAUUACAGCAAAGAGUAGAACCAUCUAUACAAGUGUACCUAGAAAGAUGUCGUCAGCUUUCUCUGUUAACCAAGACGGUGUAUCACAUUUUCUUCCUGAUUAAAGUUAUUAAUUCUGAGACUGAAGGGGCUGGACUUGCCACCUGUAUAGAACUAUGUGUAAAAGCCCUUCGUUUGGAAUCUACAGAAAAUACUGAAGUGAAAAUAUCUAUUUGCAAGACCAUUUCCUGCUUGUUGCCUGAUGAUCUGGAAGUUAAACGUGCUUGUCAACUGAGUGAAUUUCUUCUUGAGCCUACAGUAGAUGCAUAUUAUGCUGUGGAAAUGUUGUAUAACCAGCCAGAUCAGAAAUAUGAUGAAGAAAAUCUUCCAAUACCAAAUUCUCUACGCUGUGAGCUCUUACUGGUAUUGAAAACUCAGUGGCCCUUUGAUCCAGAAUUCUGGGAUUGGAAAACCUUAAAACGACAAUGUCUUGCAUUAAUGGGGGAAGAAGCAUCCAUUGUGUCUUCAAUAGAUGAACUAAACGACAGUGAAGUUUAUGAGAAAGCAGUAGACUACCAGGAAGAGAUAAAAGAAACUUCUAUGAAUGGACUUUCUGGUGGAGUUGGUGCUAAUUCUGGCCUUCUCAAAGACAUCUGUGAUGAAAAGCAGAAGAAGAGAGAGAUAAAACAAUUAAGAGAGAGAGGAUUUAUAUCUGCUAGGUUUAGGAAUUGGCAAGCCUACAUGCAGUAUUGUGUGUUGUGUGACAAAGAAUUCCUUGGUCAUAGAAUAGUACGACAUGCUCAAAAACAUUACAAAGAUGGGAUUUACAGUUGCCCUAUAUGUGCAAAGAACUUCAAUUCAAAAGAAACUUUUGUCCCUCAUGUCACACUGCAUGUUAAACAAUCUAGUAAAGAGAGACUAGCAGCUAUGAAACCAUUAAGAAGAUUGGGGAGGCCACCUAAGAUCACAACUACCAAUGAGAAUCAAAAGACUAAUGCUGUGACCAAGCAGGAACAGCGGCCUAUAAAAAAGAAUAGUCUCUAUUCAACAGAUUUCAUAGUAUUUAAUGACAAUGAUGGUUCAGAUGAUGAGAAUGAUGACAAAGAUAAAUCUUACGAGCCAGAAGUGAUCCCAGUCCAGAAACCAGUACCUGUUAAUGAAUUUAAUUGCCCUGUAACUUUUUGUAAAAAGGGCUUUAAGUACUUUAAAAAUUUAAUCGCUCAUGUAAAGGGACAUAAGGAUAAUGAAGAUGCCAAGCGCUUUCUUGAAAUGCAAAGCAAAAAAGUUAUUUGCCAAUACUGUAGACGGCAUUUUGUGAGUGUUACUCAUCUUAAUGAUCACCUACAAAUGCACUGUGGCAGUAAACCAUAUAUCUGUAUACAGAUGAAAUGUAAGGCUGGUUUUAAUAGUUACGCAGAGCUCUUAACACACCGAAAGGAACAUCAAGUCUUUAGAGCGAAAUGUAUGUUUCCUAAAUGCGGCAGAAUUUUUUCAGAAGCUUACUUACUAUAUGAUCAUGAAGCACAGCAUUAUAAUACCUAUACUUGUAAGUUCACAGGUUGCGGUAAAGUUUAUCGUUCUCAGAGUGAGCUAGAAAAGCAUCUGGAUGAUCACAGUACUCCUGAAAAAGUGCUGCCUCCUGAAGACCAACUUAAUUCAUCUGGAGAUUGUGUUCAGCCUUCUAAAGUGAAUCAGAACACAGAAGUGAGCAUUGAGAAAGAGAGGUCUAUGCUUCCUUCAGAAAAUAACAUUGAAAACGCCUUACCAGCAGAGAGAAAUGAUGCUUGGGAUAAAAGCAAAACAGAAUCAGCUGUGACCAAACAAGACCAGAUUUCUGCAUCAGAGCUCAGGCAAGCUGAUGGACCAUUGUCAAAUGGUUUGGAAAACCCAGUGACUACUCCUCUGCUUCAGGCCAGUGAAGUGGCUGUGUCCAUUAAAGUGUCCCUCAAUCAGGGGAUUGAGGAUAACUUUGGAAAGCAAGAAAACUCAACUGUGGAAGGCACUGGUGAAUCAUUGGUCACAAACUUACAUACACCGGUUGAAGAUACUUGUAAUGAUUUGUGUCGUCCAGAUUUUCAAGAAAGAAAAGAACAGGAUUGCUUUAAUGAAGCCCAGAUAACUCAGAAUCCUUUAGUAAAUUCAGAAACCCUUAAAAUAGGUGACCUUACCCCACAAAACUUAGAAAGGCAAGUGAACAACCUGAUGACCUUUUCUGUGCAAAACCAGGCAGGAUUUCAAAACAGUUUACCAGCUUCUAAGUUUGAAUGUGGAGGUAAUGUUAAAACAUCAUCCAGUCUUUAUAAUUUACCUCUUAAGACAUUGGAAAGUAUCACAUUUGUUCCAUCACAGCCCAACCCAAGUAGUUCUUUAGGAACUCCACCAGUGCCUCCAAAAGCGCCAGGUCAGAAAUUCAGUUGCCAGGUUGAAGGAUGUACUCGAACCUAUAAUUCUUCACAGAGUAUUGGGAAACACAUGAAGACAGCACACCCUGACCAGUAUGCGGCAUUUAAAAUGCAGCGCAAAAGUAAAAAAGGUCAAAAAUCGAACAACUUAAAUACACCAAAUAAUGGCAAGUUUGUUUAUUUUUUGCCAUCACAGGUGAGCAGCUCUAACAAUGCAUUUUUUACACCACAGACCAAAGCCAAUGGGAAUCCUACUUGUUCAAAUCAGUUGCAGCAUGUCUCGCCUUCCAUUUUUCCAGCUCAUUUAGCAAGUGUGUCAGCUCCACUGUUGCCCUCAGUGGAAAGUGUCAUAAAUCCAAAUAUACCUUCUCAGGAUAAAAAUGAACAAGGUGGUGGUAUUAUAUGUUCCCAAAUGGAAAAUUUAUCUACUACUGCCUUGCCAGCACAAAUGGAAGAUCUAACCAAAACAGUUUUGCCUUUGAAUAUUGACAGUGGCUCGGAUCCUUUCCUUCCUUUACCUGCAGAAAGUAGUUCAAUGUCUCUUUUCCCUUCACCAGCAGAUAAUGGGGCUAAUUCUGUUUUUUCCCAGCUGGAAAAUAAUACAAAUCAUUUUUCCUCGCAGAUUGAAGGAAACACCAAUUCCUCCUUUCUAAAGGGAGGCAAUGGUGAAAAUGCAGUUUUUCCUUCGCAAGUCAAUGUUGCAAAUGACUUUAAUAGCACCAGUGCCCAACAGUCUGCCCCUGAAAAAGUUAAAAAAGACCGUGGGCGGGGCCCAAAUGGGAAGGAAAGAAAACCCAAGCACAACAAAAGGGCCAAAUGGCCUGCAAUUAUCAGAGAUGGGAAAUUUAUCUGUAGCAGGUGUUACAGGGCUUUUACUAAUCCCAGAUCUCUGGGUGGACACUUGUCUAAGCGAUCUUACUGUAAACCACUGGAUGGAGCAGAAAUUGCUCAAGAACUUCUACAGAAUAAUGGACAGCCUUCUCUUCUUGCCAGCAUGAUUCUCUCCACAAAUGCAGUAAAUUUGCAGCAGCCGCAACAGUCUACCUUCAACCCAGAAGCGUGUUUUAAAGAUCCAUCAUUCCUGCAACUUCUUGCUGCUGAAAAUCGCUCAUCAACAUUUUUACCAAAUACAUUUCCCCGGACUGGUGUGACUAGCUUUAGUACCAGUGUUAGUCAAGAAGGAAGUGAAAUUAUUAAACAGGCUUUGGAAACUGCUGGCAUUCCCAGUACGUUUGAGGGUGCUGAAAUGCUUUCUCAUGUUCCAGCAGGUUGUGUUUCAGAUGCAGCACAAGUAAAUGCAACAGUGAUGCCAAACCCAGCUGUGCCACCCCUGUUGCAGACUGUAUGCCACCCAAACGCCCUGCUGACAAACCAGAAUAGGACACCAAACUCCAAAACUUCCUCCAUUGAGGAAUGCAGCAGUUUACCUGUUUUCCCAACAAAUGACUUACUACUGAAGACUGUUGAAAAUGGUUUGUGUUCUAGUUCAUUCCCUAAUUCUAGUGGGCCAUCACAAAAUUUUACCAGUAGCAGUUCACGUGUUUCAGUUAUAAGUGGUCCUCAGAACACAAGGUCUAGUCAUUUAAAUAAAAAGGGAAACAGUGCUUCGAAGAGAAGAAAGAAAAUUGCCCCUCCCCUGAUUGCACCCAAUGCUUCCCAAAACUUGGUAACAAGUGACUUGACAGCAAUGGGACUUAUAGCAAAGAGUAUUGAGAUACCAACCACUAACCUCCAUUCAAAUGUAAUUCCAAAUUGUGAGCCUCAGGGUUUGGUGGAAAACCUAGCACAGAAAUUAAAUAAUGUUGACAAUCAGUUAUUUAUUACUGAUGUGAAAGAAAACUUUAAAACCAAUCUUGAGUCCCAUACGGUGUUAGCUCCUUUAACAUUAAAAACUGAAAAUGGGGAUUCCCAAAUGAUGGCUUUGAAUUCAUGCACAACUUCAAUAAAUUCUGAUUUGCAGAUUUCUGAAGACAAUGUUAUACAAAACUUCGAAAAGACUCUUGAAAUUAUUAAAAGUGCUAUGAAUUCUCAAAUACUAGAGGUAAAAAGUGGAUCUCAGGGUGUUGGUGAAACAUCACAGAAUGCUCAAAUAAAUUAUAACAUUCAGCUUCCUUUAGUAAACACUGUACAAAAUAGCAAGUUACCUGAUUCUUCUCAGUUUUCCUCCUUCAUAGGUGUAUUGCCAGCAAAAAGUAACAUUCCUCAGUCUGAAGUAUUACAUAAGGAGGAUCAAAUACAGGAAAUUUUAGAAGGCUUACAGAAAUUAAAAUUAGAAAAUGACCUGUCCACUCCAGCAUCUCAGUGUGUACUAAUAAAUACAUCAGUGACACUGACUCCCACUCCCAUUAAACCAAUCCCAAAUGUCACAGUGGUUCAGCCAGUUUCUGAAAUGAUAAGCAACAUUCAGUUUAGUGACAAAGUUAAUAAACCCUUUGUGUGUCAAAACCAAGGGUGUAAUUAUAGCGCUAUGACAAAGGAUGCUUUAUUUAAGCACUAUGGUAAGAUUCAUCAAUACACUCCAGAGAUGAUUCUUGAAAUUAAGAAGAAUCAGUUGAAAUUUGCUCCAUUUAAAUGUGUAGUGCCUACCUGCACAAAAACAUUUACAAGAAAUUCUAAUCUCCGAGCACACUGCCAGUUGGUCCAUCAUUUUACAACAGAAGAAAUGGUGAAGUUAAAAAUAAAAAGGCCUUAUGGAAGAAAAUCUCAGAGUGAAAAUUUGUCAGCUCCACGAAUUGCACAAGUGAAAAGACAGCUAACUAUGACAGAGGAAAAUAAAAGGGAGUUCCAGCCUGCUUUAGAAUUGGGAGCAAUGAAGGAAAAUGCCCUCAGUAAUACAGCAGUGAUCCCAGAAAAACAACUUGUAGAAAAAAAAAGUCCUGAAAAAACAGAAAGUUCUUUGCAAGUGAUUACAGUUACUUCAGAACAAUGUAAUACAAAUUCUCUCACAAACAUACAAACCAAAGGGCGGAAAAUUAGGAGACAUAAAAAAGAAAAGGAGGAGAAAAAACGCAAGAAGCCAGUUUCCCACUCCCAUGAGUUUCCAACAAGAUACAGUCCCUACAGACCUUAUCGAUGUGUUCACCAAGGUUGCUUUGCCGCUUUCACUAUACAGCAAAACUUAAUUCUGCAUUACCAGGCUGUCCACAAAUCAGAUCUACCUGCAUUUUCUGCAGAGAUUGAAGAGGAAAGUGAAGCUGGUAAAGAAAGUGAAGAGAUUGAAACUAAACAAACUGUGAAAGAAUUUCGAUGUCAGGUGAGUGACUGUUCUCGAAUCUUCCAAGCAAUUACUGGCCUGAUCCAGCACUACAUGAAACUUCAUGAAAUGACUCCUGAGGAAAUUGAAAGUAUGACUGCUUCUGUGGAUGUUGGGAAAUUUCCAUGUGACCAGUUAGAGUGUAAAUCUUCAUUUACUACAUAUUUGAACUAUGUUGUUCAUCUUGAGGCAGAUCAUGGAAUUGGGAUAAAGGGAAAUAAAACUGAAGAAGAUGGCAUAUACAAGUGUGACUGUGAAGGCUGUGACCGUAUAUAUGCAACUCGGUCAAAUCUCCUCCGACACAUUUUUAAUAAGCAUAAUGACAAACAUAAAGCUCAUUUGAUUCGGCCAAGAAGAUUAACACCUGGUCAGGAAAAUAUAUCAAGCAAGGCAAACCAAGAAAAGACCAAGUCUAAACAUCGGGGUACAAAACACAGAUCUGGAAAGGAAGGAAUAAAAAUGCCUAAGACUAAACGAAAGAAAAAAAAUAAUUUAGAAAACAAGACUGCGAAAAUUGUGCAGAUUGAAGAAAAUAAACCUUACUCUCUGAAACGUGGAAAGCAUGUAUAUUCUAUAAAGGCUAGGAACGAUGCCUUGUCUGAGUGUACAAGCAGAUUUGUAACCCAGUAUCCAUGUAUGAUAAAGGGGUGUACAUCAGUUGUUACAAGUGAAAGCAAUAUAAUUAGACAUUAUAAAUGCCAUAAAUUAUCAAAGGCAUUUACAUCACAACACCGUAAUCUUCUCAUUGUCUUCAAACGGUGUUGCAACUCACAAUUAAAGGAAACUUCUGAGCAAGAAGUUGAUAAGAAUGAUGUGAAAAAUUCUGACACAUGUGUAUCAGAGAGCAGUGAUAACUCCAGAACAGCUACAGUUCCACAGAGGGAAACUGAAAAAAAUGAAAAAGACGAAAUGGAUGAGCUAACAGAAUUAUUUAUUACAAAAUUAAUAAAUGAAGACAAUGCAAGUGUGGAGACCCAAGCUCAUACCUCUUCAAAUGUAAGUAAUAAUUUUCAGGAAAGUAACCCCUGCCAGUCAGAAAAACAAAAAACAAGUAAUUUGAAGAGAGUUAAUAAAGAAAAAAAUGUCUCCCAAAAUAAAAAGAGGAAAGUUGAAAAAGCUGAACCAACAUCGGCAGUUGAGUUAAGUAGCACACAUAAAGAAGAAGAAACUGCUGUUGCAAUUCAGACUACGGAGGAGCAUCCUGCAUCUUUUGACUGGAGCUCGUUUAAACCAAUGGGAUUUGAAGUAUCAUUUCUGAAGUUUCUUGAAGAGUCUGCAGUGAAGCAGAAGAAAAAUUCUGACAAAGACCAUCCAAAUAGUGGAAAUAAGAAAGGGUCCCAUUCAAAUUCAAGAAAAAAUAUUGACAAGACUGCUGUGACUAGUGGAAAUCAUGUAUGUUCUUGUAAAGAAAGUGAAACCUUUGUACAGUUUGCCAAUCCAUCACAGCUUCAGUGCAGUGAUAAUGUAAAAAUUGUUUUAGACAAGACUCUUAAAGAUUGCACUGAACUUGUGUUAAAACAGCUUCAGGAAAUGAAACCUACCGUCAGUCUGAAAAAACUUGAAGUACAUUCAAAUGAUCCAGAUGUGUCUGUUAUGAAAGAAAUUAGUUUGGGUAAAGCAACAGGGAGAGGGCAGUACUGAUACCUAAUGUAAUAUAAAUACAUCAUUUACGGUUUUAUUUUAAAUAGGAAGUCAUCACGCAUGCUAGAAUUGUGACACUUCUUCAUUAAUUUUUGUUGUUGACAUGAAUUAACCUGGCCGAAAAAAGGAAAAAAAAAAAAAAAACAUGACAUUUGUCAUGUAAAACUUUUUUUUUUAUCCCUAUGGGACUUGAGGAACAGAAUCAAUACUUCAGUUAUUGUAAAUAGUUGAGCUGCACCUCAGAUUUAUAUCAGCCAGUUGCCCUUUCCAUGAACUAAUCUGAAUUAUCUGUGUGAUUGAUAUGUUUCACCAGGUCACUGCUCAUGUAGAACAGUACUCUGUAGAUAUCUUUUUUGUAUAUAUUUAUUAUUGUAAAUCAUUUGCUGCCACCAGCAGUGUGUAAGUCUAAACUAUUAAAUGACACAUUUAUAUUUGGAAUUUUAAUUUUUAACUAAGUGAUCAAGUUUUUAAAACUGUUCUUUUAUUGUUUUAAAUUAAGAAUUUUUCAAACUAAAAGUAGAAACUCUGCCAUAGUUCAUUGAUUUUUACAUAAAACAUUUAUUUACAAGAUCUCAAAAUUACUUUUCACAAAGUAGGCACAUUGUAUCAACACCUUGCUCUGCUUUGUAAAUUUAUCCUCUAGGAUUUGGGGAUGGUAUUCAUGUGAAAUUAUAGCAGAUUCUUUAGCAGUUUCCUAUAGCGACAGUUUUUUUCAUUAUUUCUAAUUGGAUAUAGUUAUUAUGGUUCCAUGAAAUAUAAUGGAAAUGUGAAUAAAGAAUUUACUACAUCAAAGAUUUUAAACAUUUGGUAUUAAAAAUCCGUUGUGAAUGUGAUAGAAACUAGUAGUGUGGAGCAGUGUAAAUAUUUGAGGUGGUGAUUUGUGAAGUAGCCCAGUAUUGCCUUAAAUAAAAUCACAUUUCAUUUCUUGUUUUAUACAUGUGAUCUUAUAAAGUUUUUUUUUUUUCCAUUUUCUGAGAUUUAUAGAUUGGUGUAUAGCUUUAAACUGUAUAAACUUUUGUGGAAAGAUUUUUUUAAACAUUUUUAUAAAUCUUAAAAUUGGUAUCAUCAAAGUGAGCCCAUCUUGUGUUUAUAAAAUGCAAGAGUCCUUAACAUUUAUAAUUACAUAGAUGAAACACUUUCUAUAAGGAAGUUGGAUGUUUUGAUUUUACUGUUUAUAGAUGUUAGAUUGUACAGAUUUGUAUUUUCCCACCAUAUCUAAUGAUACUUUUUUCAUUAGAUUGGUCUUCCAGAGCAGUAUUAGUUGUCAUAAUUGAUUAUUUUGGUUAUUCAGUAUAUAGUUAGCUCGUAUAGGUUAGCUCUAUUCACCAUAUUUAUACUGUGGAUUCACGGCCAGAGAUAGAGGUUAUUUCAGGAGAGUUUAGGACCUUCAUUUGAAGUCCAACUAAGUCAGUACUGGAAACAAAACAUCUUCUCAGAUUUACUUUUGUUUCUGUUUGCCAUAUAUAGUACCAUUGAUUUUUGACUUUGUGUUUGUUAUAAACUAGUUGCAUUCACAAUAUUAUUAGCCUGAGAUAUUGAUGAUGUUGUGAUAAUAUGAAAAUGUGUAUAUUCCCUGUGCAACAUCAGAUUUGCAGGACAAAUGAAGCACUUAACUGAAAUUGCUGGUACUCUGAAUAAAUAAGCAUGGUCAAGGAGUGAAUUAUUUUCUUUUGGAAAAUAUUUUUUUAAGUUUUAUUGAAGUAUUGUAGUUUUAUUUUUAGGGCCUAAUGGGUUAUAUUGAAUAGUUGGUUUCACCUCCUUAAAGUUUAUUACCAAUAUGCAUAAAACUUGACACAUUAAAAUCCCUUCCCUUUGGCAAGCCCACUGUUAUUUAUUAAAAUAAAAGUUGUUCUUAUGGGUGAUUAAUACAUGUUUUUUUUUUCUAAAUUAACAAUAACUUAACUCUGAAUGAUUUUAAAAUUAAAUUUUUGUUAACAACUGAAUGUUUCUGUACAGUUUUCUUGGAAGUUGACCUAGCUCUUAAAGAUAGGCCUUGGGCAAAACUGCCCUAAAUAGUGCAGUAGCAAGUAGUUUUAUUUCUGAUAAAUGUAGUGAUGAGCCACAGUUACGUGAAAAUACCAGUGGAUUGGGGCUUUUCUUUUGCUCAUUAGCUUAACUAGACAUUUCUGUAAUUGUUCUCCUACGUAUCAGGAGAAAGUUUGCCAACACUGAGUUAUUUUUUUUUAUAUUCCAGGUACUGUAUGCUAAAAGUAAUUAUGGAAGAGUGGGCUUUUUAGCAUGGAACAGAAAACUCAAAUUAUGGUAUAAAAUAUGAAUUUAUAAAACAGCAUGUUGGUAAAAUUUGAUAUGGAAUGUAAUGCCUAAGUAUUAAAAAGGAAUCAUAAAGUAUAUAUUUUUCAUGGUAUACUUUUCCUCAGUCUAUUGUCUUGGGGUAUUUUCUUCCUGUAAUCUCAGUUUACCUAAGCUUUUAUCAUUUAAAAAUGCAUUUUUUUCCCUCUUUUAAGUCCAAAGAAUUUGAAUCUUACAGAACAGAUUAUUCAAAAUACAUCGUGUUAAGUGAAAUGGUAACAGCUGGGAAUUUUUCAGCAGUGUUAAAUUCAGCAUAGCUAAAUUAUUUUAAAGGGCUAGACAGAGAUCAAGUUUUAGCAAGGCAAUUUUUUGACUAUCAGGUAAGCAAACACAGUUGCUAUAGCUGUUAAGACUACUCAAAUACUACAGCUAGAGAUAUCAAAGAGGGAAUGCUGUAUUUGGGGGAGGGUAUUAAUGAAAGUUUUUGUAGAAAAGAUCAGUCUUGAGAGAGGAAUGAAUGAAGAGUCCUUGGAUGGUCAUGGGGGAAAUGGGAAUUCUACGUAUGGAGAAAUGAUGAAGCAACAUAGUGCAUUUGCAAUAUUGCAAGUGGUCUAUGUGGGAAGAUAGGGGGUUGGAGAAGCUGAAGAGGCAAAUGGGCCAGAUCAUGAAGGUUCUUGUAUGCCAUAAAGUUUUCAGUUUUGAUUAAGUGGUUACUGAAUGUGUUUAAGUUGAACAGUUUGAUCAGGUACCAAUUUUAGACAAUUGGCAUUGUAUAGAGGGUAGAUUGGAUAAGUUGAGACUAAAAGCAGAGAGACUUGAGGCAAAAAAAAAAAAAAAAAAAAAAAAAAAUGUGGAGGCCAGAAGAAAAAAUGUUAACAGUUGAGAAAGAGUAGAGCAGUAAGACAACCUUUUUCAAAAUGUUUAUUGUAGUGAAAUACCAGCAGGUUGGAAGGUGAAGUCUGUAGACAGAGUUUUCUCAACUGCAUGUUAUAGCUCCCUCUUAAUCCAGUGAACAUUAGUAUAUUCAAGUUCUGUACAGAAAACAUGUUAACUGUUAAAGUGGGAGUUUUUCAGGCUUAACUGACAAUGAAAAUAUUUUUCAUUUUAAAUAUUAAUACUUAGGUGUAGUAUUCUACUGACUUGGUGUUCUAAGGAACACACUUUAGGAACUGCUCCUCUAAAAUGGCAUUUUAUUAAACCAGGGCUGAAAAUCCGCAGGUAUGUGCACCAAAGCAGCUGUAUUGGCUGUUUACAAAUGGUGAUUUUUUUUUCCAAUUGGCCAAUUUAACUGUUCUAAUUGAUAAGUUUCACAUGUCUUUUUAUAGCUUUUUAAUUUUUUUAUUUUAAAUAGGCCUCACUCCCAGCUUGGAGCCCAUUGCAGGGCUUGAACUCACGAUCCUGAGAUCAAGACCCAAGCUGAGAUCAAGAGUCAGACACUUAACCGACUGAGCCACCCAGUGCUCCUAGUGUUUUUAAUUUUUAUAUUAUUAUCUGUGCCUCCCAACACUACCUCUCAAUGAACAAAAUGAUAGUGUCUGUUUUAUUUCUCAGUGAUUUUGCUUAUUAGAGGUGCUUCAUUUCAGUGAUCUCCCCAUAAGUAGUAUCCCUAUACCUUGCUGUAAUCAAAACAUGUAUCACUUCCUUAACUGGAAUUCAGAUUCUCUUUGUCCAGCCACAAACUUCUAGUUCACCUGCUCAAGAUAUCUCCACUAAAAAAUACUUCUACCUCAUUACAGUUAAUCAGUUAAUCCUACCACCUGCUCACUAUUCAUCAGCUCACUCUGUCCUCAACUUGUCCUACUUAGACCAGAUCCCAUUGUUACAUGAAUUCCUUUGCACAUAUUCUCACACCAUGCCCCACUCUGUCAUGAUUUGGAACAAUUUCAGAAACCUGCCUGCUCUUGAGCAGUUGGAUGGGGAGAAAUUACUACAGUAGGCAAGUUUAUAAUCUCAAAGAGGCUCAAAACUGGCAGUUUUUAUGCAUUUUUAUUGUAAUAACUUGCUUCCACAAACUUAAAUGAUUUAUACGCUUUUUUGCCCCAAUUUUCCUAUUCCCCUCAUCUUUGACCUUUUAAUCAUAUUUUACCAAGAAAGUACAAAAAUUUGACAGGAAUUUUCUCCACUUUUCACCACCAAAUUUAUAAACCCAAUCUGUAUCUGCACUGUUAUCAAAAAUCCUUCCUUCUUCACCCCAAAAACUUUCAGUUAACUACUCUGUUUUCAUCAGACUUUCUCUUACUAGAUCAUUUUCAACAAUUUAUACUUGUGCCCUCGUAGCUACUAUUCUUACAAGUAGGGGGUGGGGAGGGUGAUCACUUGAUUCCAUCUAAUGAUAACCCAUUUUAUUUGGUUUAUAUCUAAUCUGAGUUGUCUCUUCAAACCUUUCAUUCUCAUUUACUACCACAUUAUGUAUCCCCACAACUGCUCUGAAGUUGCUGUCCUCAGGAUCACCAUUCUCCAUGCUGCCCUAUCCUUUUCUGCUCUCACCCACUGUCUCAGGAGCAUCCAGCAGGGUUGAUGACGUACUCCUGAAAUACUCAUUCUUGGUUUUCUCUUUACCUCUUCUGGCUGCUCCAUCACUGACUCCAACCCUAACUCCUCUCUCAAUACCUAAACUUGGCUGUGUGUGUGUGUGUGUGUGUGUGUGUGUGUGUGUGUGUGUGUUUCCACUCUCUAGAUUUAGUCCAUUCUCUGGAGUUCAGUAUGAAUGUACCUGUCACACCACAUUUAUACCUCUAACACCAAACUUCAUAGUUCCAGGCUUGUGUUUUCAACUGCCUACCUCAUAGUUAAACAUAUUACCUCCAAAUCAUUAUUUCUUUCCCCACCUCACCUUCAAUCUAUUCCUCUCCCAGUAUUCCUUAUCUGGAUAAGUGAAAUCACUACCUAGGUUUCUCAAGCUAAGUUCUUUAGUGCUGUUAUAGUAGCCAAUUCAUGCCCUUUCCCUAUGUUUUUGGUCACAAGUAUAGUCAUUUUUACCUCAAGCAAAAAGGAACUCUUCCACUUCUCCACCAUCACUUCUUCCCUACCCACCAUAAUAUCGUUCUUAAGAGCUUUCUUCCAGAAUAUUACCCACCAAACAAGUUAAAAUUUUAAAGUAAUUUUAGUGGGUCUGGGGGUGAGUGGGUGGAGAAGGGACAUUCUUUUUCUUCACACUGCCCUUUGAAUUAAAAAAAAAAAAAGUUUUACUAUGAUCCCUGCCUAUCUUUUUCUAAGUACAUCGUUUUGCUCUCCUUUUGCCCAUUGUGUUCUAGCCACAUAGGUUACUUUUGAGUUCCUCAAACCAACCGUUGUACUCACAUCGCAAGGCCCUUGUACUAGCUGUUCCUUCUGCUUGGGAUACUGUAUUUUACUGUGUACUGACUUACUCCUUCUUCAAGUUUUAGGCCUCUGCCCCCGUUACUGGUUACUACAUUAUAGCAUUUACCUUCCUUGAUAGCGUUUAUCAGGUUGUUGUUACUACUUUUUACUCUAUGCCAUGGAUCUAAUCUGGUACCUUUAACAUAGUACAUACUUAGCAGUAAAAAUUUCUUGGAUGCUUAAAUGGGAGAUGAAGAGAACUUGAUUCUGGCUCUACUGGAGGUCAGAGUCUCCACAAUUACUAUAAUCAUUAGUGCUAAGGGCAUUAUAAAAAUAUAUAAUAUGGUGAGAAUUUGGUACUAUAUAGUCUGUGAUGAGGGAAAGCAGUUUAGAGACUUUUCUAGAGAGAGAAGGGGAUGGAAGUUAAAAUUCCAGGCUGCUGCUUUUUUUUUUUUUAAUUCUGGUGAGGAAGUAUUCCUGUGGAAAAUUCAAGGAGACCAGUUAUGGAAGCUGUCCAAAUUGUCCAGAAAGAGAAUACUGUCUUGAAGAGUGAUGAUGGCUGAAGGAGGAAAGUGGACAGACUUGAGAGGUCUAGAAUACCUGACAGAACUUGAUCAUGGAUUAUGGGAAGAGAGGAAGAGGACAGAAGUUGAGAAAAAUUUCAGGUUUUUGGUUUCAAUAAGUGGUUGAAGAAAUCUAUUUAGGUAGGUGAGGAUAAAAGCAGUUUUGUGAAUUGAUGAUUGCCUAGGGGAGUGUAUAGAAAAAGACUCAGGGCUUACCUCUGAGAAACUCAGUCUUUCAAAGUAGAUUAAAAGAGAAAUAGGAAAAAUCAUGAGACUAGUAGGAUGGAACUAUUUAAUGGGUGUGCAGUUGUGUCACAUUCUGCUAAGGAGAUUGUAGUGUCCUUUGUGGAUUUAGUGGUAAGAAAAUCAGUAACCUUUGCCAUUACUUAGAGUGGAAGUCAGUUUGAGGACUGUAGAGAGCAAGUAGAAACACCUAUUUUUGGAAAGUUUGGUUGUGAAGGAGAGGAAAUGAUAGAAUGGCAGCCGAAGGGUGCCAUGGAGUCCAACCAGUUUUUCAAAUAAUAGGCAAAUUUGAGCAUAUUCAGAUUCCAAUGAGAAAGAUUAUUUAAGAUGUGAAAAACAGCAUGUUGUAAAAUUCUUAAGUUUCCCGCCUCAGUAAUGUGACUGGUGAUGCUGUUUACCAAGAUAUAUGGAAGGAAUAGGGUUGGAAGAAAGGUUAAUACUGAGUUUGAGGUUCUUACAGGUCGUUAAGGCAGAGAAGAAUAGUGAUCAAUUAUAGGGGUCUGAAGCUACAGAUGUAGACUUUAAUCCUUUGAGGAUAAGUAUGUUGGCUUCUGUCUCAUGAACAUAUUGCUCCGAAUCUGAGAUAUAGUGAGCACUUACUACAUUUUGCUAGAAUUGAAAGAAACAGCAAGCAUGUAGGAAAAGCUAGAUCACCAAGGAGAGAGCCCUGAGGAACACCAACACUUAAUGGGCAGAAGAAAAGAAACUAGCAAAGAUGUCUUGGGAAGGAAGGUUUGUUUAGGUUAGGUGAGGUACAGAAAUAGAGGUAAGGUUAUGGGGCAUUAUGGAAGCUGGAGGAGAAUGAUGAAGAGUAGCUGGUCCUGCCAUGUGCCACUGGGUGAUCGUUAAGAAUAAAAAGGAUACUAGAAUUAACCUUUGGUGGUCAUUGAUCUUGAAGUUUUAGUGGAUGCUAAGUAAUGAAUGUCUAGUCAUAUUCGAUUGAAUGGUGAAUGAGCUAAGGAAGUGAAGACAAUGAAUUAAGUAUCUUGCUUGAAAGAAAUGGAAUUGGCCAGUGCUUGCCCUUAUUUGCAGGAUUUUAGGAUGAGUCUUGAGUAUUUGUGGAUUCUGGGGAGGUACCCAUUAAAGAGGUAGAAGUUUGAGUAGAAGAUGGAACCUGGUCCUAAGAACGCAGGUUAGAAGUACUAGCUUUACAAAAUAGAAAGGACAUCUCUUAGACUCCUAUUAAGUAGAAAUGUUGAGCUCUUUGUCAUGAAGAAAGGAAACAAAUGUACAGAAUAGCAAUCCUUGGAAAAGUAGGAAGCCAAGGUUUAAAUAGUGAAAGUUUGAGGUGAAGAAUGGGAGAAGGAGCUAAGUAGCAGGUUUUUUUAUAAGGAUUACUGAUCAGCAUUCAGGCAUAGCUGAGUUAGGAGAGCAUGAUCAUGUAGUGGCACCGUCUGCAUGAUUAUGUAGUAUUUCCAAUACUGUUCCUUGGUGUGAAUGGAGGAGGAACAAGGAAGAGGUUGGAUAGUCCUGGCAGAAGUAAUACAUCAAUGAGUUGAGCCCAAUUAGGGAAGAAAACAAAGCCAAAAGAACCGAAGAAAAGAGAGCAGUCAAGAGACUGGAAGUCUUUGUGGCACCAAAGAGAGUGUAGUGGGAAUGAAACCAAGAAUUAAGUAUGAAAGACCAGGGCAUUGAAAUUUAAAAUUUUAGGAGUAAUACAGCUUGCAGUGUCUGGAAAUGGCAAUAGUAGAUUGCUGAAUUAGAAUGUAGAUGAAAGUUGUUGGAGUUGAGAAAUUUAAAGAAUUUUGGUCUAAAUUAUUUGGUGGACUAUGCACAGAAGAUGCCCUUAGUAGGAACUGGGUGUAAGGAGAUUGACUCAAGUGUUGAAGUCCUUUAGAGGUUUUGUCAGGGAGAGUGCCUCCAGGCUAUGUGGUACAUGUAAGGAGUUUAGGGAAGUAACUUCUUGUAUACUCUUGGCCCAGAAGUCUUAGGAGAUCCAUAUUCAGUUAAAGUUACAGAAUAUAAAUUUGUGAAGCAGCAAAGAACAGUUUUAGAGAAAACUCUUUAAAGAGCAUAAUGAAUGGAAUUGAAAGACAUAGACAAGUCAGGGAGAGAAAGUAAAAUAGGAUGGUAGUGAAGGUUGUAGGGGGAGGCAUCUUUAGGCUACAGUCUAACAAGAAUCUGCUGUUUCUAGCUUUCCCAAGCCUAGGGUCCCAUGUGUCAGGUCUGCUAAUAAUAGUAACAGUUAAUAUUUGGAAAGUCUGUGUCUUGCCUAAGGGUUAACAGCUAGUGUGUGGCAGAACUGAGUGUUGAAACCACGCACGCUGACAUCAGAGCUUGUACAUGGCUUUGUUUGGAAAACGUAGGCAGCCAAAUGAGGUAACAGGUUGCUCACUGUCUAUUUGGAAUGAUGCUGUAAAAACUGGUAGCUGAAGAGAAUUCUCUCCCAGGCAAUUAGGAGAUAAUUCAUAUAUAUAUAUUGUUUACAGUUAAUUUAUAUUGAUUCCAAAGGAAAAAAAAGAUGAACUUCUAGAAUCAAGUCUGCAGCCAUGAAGCAUAUAGCUGUGUUGAUGAAGGUAGGGAGUACGGUAGAACAAAGGGCUUGCUACUAGAGGUCUUCAUUGCAGCUGUGUACUCUUAAACCAAAGAAGCGAAGAGAGAAGGAAAUAAGCAGUUGUGGGGGGUCGAAUGGUUUCUGACCAGCUCAUUUCACUUUAUAGUCCGUGUGUACUGGGAGCCCUACAAUCGAAACUAGUAGAGGUUUUGUUUGCUGCCGUCUCAGCUUCUAGGUUCUUGUGUUCCCCAAAAUAACUAUGGGCAUGGCAAAAAAAAAAAAAAAAUGGUCACUAGGUAAGCUGCACUUAAAUAGCUUUUAGUAUGACCAUCCCUAGAUCCUGUAAAUACCCCGUCACCCAGGGUAGGUUGGAGAAGAGGAAUGGGGCAUCAGGUUGAUAAUGAUAGCCCUCCUGUGCUACAGUCCCUCAAUAGCAGUGAAGUGUUAACUCACUGGGCUUUUGAGGACAAUGGGUAAAUUUCAACCUGUUAAGGAGCAGGUCACACCAGGAAAUUCUUAUUGGAAAUAGGUACCAGGAGUCACUCCUACAAGGAGAGUGCCACCCCCCUUGCCAAGCCAAAGUAACCCCUUUUAUGUGGAGGCUUCAAGAUGUUUACCAACACCUAAACACUUACAGAUGGGAAGGAGGAUGGGAUAUACAGAGAAUCUCUUACUAGCAAAACAGUUUUGCAAUCAAUACAGUCCAAAUAUUCUAAUAAGUCAUUUUGCCAAUUGUCCCUGGUAAUCUCAUUAUCAUAAACACGGUUGCUGGUAAACUCAUUGUCAUACUUAUUUGAAAAUUUUAAAACAAUCCUUAUUUACUAAACCUACUUAUGGGUUCUUAAAGCUAGAGCAUUACAAAGUUUUUCUCAAGUGUAUAUGCCACUAGAAUUGUCUCAUCCCAUGAUGACAGUUGGGUGGUUGUCUAAAUCGUAUUUAGGCAGUUUAAAAUGGAAUUCUCAAAUGAGCCCUGCCCCAUGAGAGGAAUAGAAAAAGUAGCAAUCCCAUUUUAUAGAUGAGGACAGUGAUGUAUGGGUAAAUGUAAUGACUUGUAACAGCCAACCUAUAAAAUAGGUCUGACCCCUCUCUUAGAAUGCUUUCUCUACUGUCCUGAUGCUGAAAGUAUUGCCAUUUCAAAGCAGAAGGAUGAAUGUGGAGAAGGUCAGGAUUUUAUAGUGAAAAAUUUUACUGCAAAUGUGGAAGGCAGUGCAAUAUACUUAUGAGUAAAUAAGGCAGAAUUAUAAGUUCUAUCACAUGUGGCAUAUGUUGAUGUCUUACACUUUAAAAAUAGUUUUUGUUUAAAUGUAGUCUAUAUGUUACCAGUAUAAAAUGAGAAACUGAAGCAAUUCUAGUUUAUUCCAGUAAAAUCUUGAUCCUACACCAGCUUCCCAAUCAAAGUUGAUGAGCCAGAAGUAUGAAAGGCAACAGCUGUUCUGCUAGAAGUGAAAAGACCAGAAACAUCCAGAAUGUUCUAUAUGAAUAUCCAGAAAAGACCAGAAACAUCCAGAAUGGUGUGAAUCUUUCCACCACAAAAUGUGGUGGGUUGUGUGUAAUCAUUCAGAUUUUAGUUGUCAGUAUUCCUGACAAUGAGAGAAAAUCCGAAUUUUUAUUUUAAAACUGUAGGCAGGAGCCCAGUAUCCUAUGGCCAGGAUACAUUUUUUAUUUUCUUUCCCUCUUCACUGACCAAGCUAUAGCAUCUGUGUAGGCAGCUUUUCUCAGAAAUACAACACUGAAGCAAAGGACAGAGACGUGCUCCAUCUGGCAGAGUCUUCAGGUCUUUGGUACAUUGAAUUGGGCAGUCAGUAGAGCAACAGUUGGCGUGCUGAGCAGGGAGGGAGGCUUGGGAAGCCAAAGACUGAAGUCUGGCUUUAUCUAUCUCAUAAGGGCAAUAGAUCAUAUAUGUGUCAGACCUCUGAGUUCAUUAUAUGUCAAUUCAUUUAAUCACAACCAUAGAAAGGAAGUAGCUGGUAUUGGAGAUAACUGUCACGGUUUUUAUUCGUAACCCCACCUGAUUCCUCUAUUCCGAGAGACCCGUGUGUUCUGAGAUUAAACCUAGAAUACUGCUUGAAGGAAGAUUUAAAUCGUAGUCACUAUGGAAUAUAUGUGCACACACACACACAUAUGUAUACCUUCAACGGAGAAAGCAAACAUUGGAGAUUGUAUAGUUCUGUCAGAGUGGAAAGAAAGACCAUGCCACCAUUCUGAUUUGGUAAAAUCUACAUUUAAAUCCUGUUACUACCUUGCUUCUACAUCUUUAUCAGAGGCCGUGUUCAUACUGAUUUCACCAAAAAAAGUUACGUACACCCCUUUUCAGCAAACGAUGCAUGUUCUAUUCAAUAAAUAUUCAGAUGUUUUUUAAGUACUUGUCUCUCAGAGCAUAUUUUUUUGAUUAGGUGAUUCACUUUACUUGUAGCUGUCAGCAUUUGUCUUUCUGACUAUAGGUUUGUCAGCUUUUGCUGGAAUGAAAUUGGUCGGGGAGUGAAAUCGGAUGUGCCCCUGACUUAUGUGCUGCAUAUAAGACAAGUUAAAAAGUGGAUGUGUGAGUGUGUGGUGGUCUGAUACGGAGUUGCACAGGAGUAAGAGGCCACAAGAUGGCAAGCUAACAUAGAAGAUGUGGUAUAGAGCUGAGGUCUGGAAAUGGAACCAAAAAUUACUUUUCCAUUACUUUUUAUUUGUUACAAGCUAACACAUGGGCUAAGAUGUGGUGUGUCAUUUAUAUUUUUGAAUAUUCAUGAUAAAUUGAACAGUUAACUGAAGUCUAAAAAUUGGGAAGUAACUAUGAUGUGUACGUUUUAAUAGACCACCAUUUAUAAUGGAAACAGGCUACAGUAAUAUUGCAUGUAUUAUACAUAUUUUUAACUUUCCCCAAAGCACAAGAAAAUCUUGUUUUGACAACAAGGUAGUCGUGCUGCUACCUCUACAUGCAAAGGAGACUUGGAAAUGUACAUUUUUUUUUUAGCUGGGCACAUUGUCACUCCCAACCAAAUCAGAAUUUAGUUGACUAAUAAGGUAAAAAUACAACAAAAAACAACUGAGUGUAAUGCAGUUGGUUAUUUUGUGGGAUACCAAUAUUCCAAAUAUCUUUUUUUAUUUUGGUGCCAAAAACUGGGACUUUGGAACAAUUUUGUUCAGAAAACUUGUGGAAGACUAGAUUUGGAGUAAAAAAAAAAAAAAAAAAAAAAAAAAAACCAAA
Messenger RNA from Panthera uncia (snow leopard), 20333 nucleotides. RefSeq names its product zinc finger protein 292 (gene ZNF292). Bases 116 to 8290 code for a protein of 2724 amino acids. The record is from RefSeq and is a predicted model, not a curated record. The transcript is spliced from 8 exons. Gene Ontology annotation, cellular component: nucleus. Gene Ontology annotation, molecular function: DNA binding; DNA-binding transcription factor activity, RNA polymerase II-specific. Lineage: Eukaryota; Metazoa; Chordata; Mammalia; Carnivora; Felidae. Gene Ontology annotation, biological process: regulation of transcription by RNA polymerase II.